UGUAGGCAAUGGGAGACAGUUGGCAAUGGUGAUCACCUUAAUAUAACAAAAACCGAACGCGAUCGGACGAUGCGAAUGUACUUAUAUGCUAGUAUUGCAUCAUAUUCGUUGGCGACUGGGACCUGGCUUUAGUUCGCGCGACGCAUUCGCGAGUGACAGACGUGUGAAGUUUUGGCGCCAUUUUGAUCUAAUUUUUCGACGUAAUAAAUACGAGAUGCCGAAAACUCGUGCUAGAAAAACAAAUAAAGCUAAAUGGACUUUAGACGACCUGGCAAAUGCUGUAAAGCUGAUUGAAGAACAAAAAUUUUCAAUCAGAAAAGCUGCCGAGAUGAUGAAUAUUCCAUUUGCCAGUCUUCACAAGAGGUACAAGAAAAAUAUAAUUAAGCCACCUCAUCUCGGUCGUUAUACUGUAUUUAGCCCUGAGAUGGAAAAAGAAUUAGCGGACACCAUUAAGAAAAUGGCUAACUUAUUUUAUGGGUGCACUCCAUAUCAAAUAAAAAGAGCCGCAUUUGAAUACGCUGAAGCCCUUAAGCUGAAACACAAUUUUAAUACCGUUUCGAGGUUGGCUGGACGAGUGUGGUUUGAUGGAUUUGUUACCAGGAAUAAUAUUUCUGUGCGGAAGCCCGAAGCUACUAGCAUUAACAGGGUUACAGCCUUCAACAGAACUGAAGUUCAACAAUUCUACACGCUGCUAGAAGAGCUAAUAGAAAAAUACAAGUUUGUACCAAAGAAUAUAUACAACUGCGACGAAACUGGCAUAUCUACCGUCCAGGAUCCAGGAAAAAUAUUGGCUGCAACAGGGCAAAAGAGAGUAGGAAGCAUAACAAGUUGGGAAAGGGGUAAGAAUAUAACUCUACUCUGCGCCAUGAGCGCCACUGGUGGAUAUGUCCCCCCAAUGUUUAUAUUCCCCCGAAAGAGGAUGGCCCAACAGGAGCAAUAUAUAAAUGCUCUGACAACGGUUGGAUAAAUGAAGAACUUUUCCUUCAAUGGCUCAAGCACUUCACCCACUUUACCAAACCUUCUGCAGAAGAACCAAUACUAUUAGUGUUGGAUAACCAUGCAAGCCACAUUUCUUUGUCGAUAUAUGAGUAUUGCAAGGAAAACCAUGUCCAUAUGCUAUCACUACCACCUCACACAUCUCAUCGCAUGCAGCCAUUGGAUGUGUCCUUUUUUGGUCCAUUCAAGGCUGCAUAUAGAAGAGAAUGCGAUUUAUUCAUAAAAAGCCAGCUUUUACAAAAAAUAUCACCAUACGAUGUUGCUUCAUUAGUCAAAAAGGCAUUUUCGAAUGUUGCCUCUAUGAGCAAAGGCGAAGCUGGUUUCAGAGCAACGGGAAUAUUUCCUAUAAAUCCCAAUGUUUUCACAGAUGAAGACUUUCUGCCAGCUGAAGUCCUUCAGGUAGAACCAAUUGUAGUUCAAGAUGUUGCUGAAUCGACUUCUGCUGUUGCUAUUGACUCCGCACCAACCCUACCAGCUACUAUUGAGCUAGAUCGGAAUAGUCCUAUUCCGAGUACAUCCACCGCACCAACCCUACCAGCUACUAUUGAAUUAGAUCGAAUUAGUCCUAUUCCGAGCACAUCCACAUUUUGUCAUACUACUUCUGAAUCAAGGACUGACAUGGCACCAAAUCUUACAAUCCAAAAUUUCAUUCAGAUGCCUAAACAAAAAACUGUUGUCAAGACAAACGGAGGAAGAAAAAAACAGCAUGCAACUAUUUUGACUUCCACACCACUCAAAGACGCCCUAGUGGAUAAAGAAAAUAAAAAGAAGGAGAAAGCUGCGAAGAAUAAAGGAAAACGAGUAGGAAAGAAGAGCAAUCCACAAAAGAUCAGUCGUGAGAAGGUUAAGAAGAAAAUUCUACAGGACUCUAAUGACACUUCGGUGUCAGAUGUAAAUACUGAUGAGUUAUGUCAGGAUGAUGAAAAUGAUGAUGCAGGAGAUGCAGGGAACUUGUGUCUUGUAUGUGGCGAAUUUGGGCGAGACAAUGAGACAUGGUACCGGUGCACUUCUUGUGGGCUCUGGGCUCAUGCCGAAUGUACUGGAUGGGAUUCUGCGCACAAUUAUGUGUGCGAUAUGUGUUGAUCACCAUUGCCCACAUACUGAUCACUAUUGCCAACCGAUGUUGACAAUGGUGAUCAAACGUACUUUUUUUUAUUUCGUUGAUUGUACCAAAAUUAGUAAACUUAUGUGAUGAAAGUUGAUCUCAGUUGAUAGUUAAGAAAGUAAAGUUUAUGAUUAUAAUAGAACAAUAUAUAGUUAAAUGAUAAACAUGUUUUUAUUCUUGUUUUUGCUUAAGUGAUCCCCAUUACCUACAU
Messenger RNA from Bicyclus anynana (squinting bush brown), 2312 nucleotides. RefSeq lists its product as uncharacterized. The record is from RefSeq and is a predicted model, not a curated record. The transcript has 2 exons. The coding region runs from base 1114 to 2079 and encodes 321 amino acids. Lineage: Eukaryota; Metazoa; Arthropoda; Insecta; Lepidoptera; Nymphalidae.